Molecule: messenger RNA, 1059 nt
Organism: Lycium ferocissimum
Lineage: Eukaryota; Viridiplantae; Streptophyta; Magnoliopsida; Solanales; Solanaceae
Product: SART-1 family protein DOT2-like
Exons: 1
Coding region: 153-809 (218 amino acids)
Biological process (GO): maturation of 5S rRNA; mRNA cis splicing, via spliceosome
Cellular component (GO): U4/U6 x U5 tri-snRNP complex
Source: RefSeq, a predicted model, not a curated record
UUUGGUUAAUAGUAGUUCCCUAUUUUCUCCUUGUCUUCCGCUUUGAAAUAACCUCUCAACUAUAAAUACUUAGUCCGUUCUAUUCUUGCAUCUCUUUUGCGUCUAAUAACAAAGCCCAAACUAGCAACCUUUUUGUGAUCGAGAAAGAGAAGAUGGACCAAGAUAAUGCACUAUUAUUUGAUAAUGAUGAUAACGUGGAUCUUACAAAAACCUACAAAAGAGCCAGAAAGCUUACUUCGAAAAAGCAAAAGGGUCUUGCCAAAACUAAUUUGCCAGAGUCAAUUGUUUCCCUGAUUAAUGAUUCAACCCUGGAUCAUAAUCCAAGUUCUGUAUGUGGAAAGUCACAAGUUGUCUUCACAGAGAUGGGAGAAUUUGUCUCAGGUCUUCAGCUUCAUGAAUUAAAAGAACAAAAACCUAGUAAUAUUCAUGUGCUGCCAAAUCACUCAACCAAAGAAGAGGAACCAGUUAUAACUCCAGAUCAGACGAUACGUGAAGUUCCAAUUGGCAAAGGUUUAUCAGAGGCUCUCAAAUUAAUGAGAGAACGAGGUACACUCAAAGAAGAUAUUGAAUUGGGUGGUCGAAACACGGACAAGAAGAAAAACAAGCUUGUAGACGUUCGUCGUGAUGAGGAAGGGGAAAAAGAAAUACACAUUGAGAGGACUGAUGAAUAUGGAAGAAAUCUAACUCCAAAAGAGGCUUUUCGGGUGUUUUGCCAUGGAUUUCACGGGAAGGAGCCUGGAAAAAAGAAGCAAGAAAAACGUAUGCGGCAAUACCAGUUGGAGCUGAAGAUAAAAAAGAUGAAAAAUUAAGAUACAACAUAACUGUCCGAGUUAGGAGAUAUUCGCACUGUGUUAAGUUCAGCAAUGUGUGAUUUAUAUUCUGUUCAUACUUUGUUUCUUAUUGCCUUGGCUGAUUAUCGUUGUUCUGAUUUGAUUGCCAAUUUAUACUUGGCUAACACUUGGGCACAACUUUUAAUUAAGUGUUGUUUAGUUGCUUCUUCUUUAGAUUCACCUAGAAUUUUACAAUUGCAGCUAAUUGAUUAGAUGAUUUGGCAUGUCA